UGCAUGCAGAACAGCUGAAACUGGCUGCUACCACUGCAGUAAGCACUGAGAAUGGGGAGGUGAGCGCGUUUGUGCAUAAUAGCACUGAUCUGCAGGGAAUGGCUGAGAAAGGGAGGGCUCUCCUCCUGGAAGAGGGUUAAGGGGGGCACUGGAUGUUGUCAGACUGCUGGCUGAAUCGUGCCUUCCUGCAGGGGUCCUGUGUCAGCCUGUGCCACAUAUGGAGGAGAGGACCGUAGCAAAUGAUGCCAGGACUGUAAGCAUUAAACCUGGGCUUGUUCUACAACAUGAACCUGCUGCAAUGGUGGUGUGAGAAAAUGCAGCCUGCUUCCCUUCUUCGUGCAAUGUGUGUAUGACUGUGGCAGCUUAGAUUCCCAUUGUGGUUCCCCCACAGUAAAUCUGUGAGUAUUCUCUUUGUUCCAGCCGUAUCGGUGCAGCAGACAUGUGUAGCAACCAGGUCAGCUUGCAGGAUGAGCAAUGCAAGUUCUACUCCUAUAUGUUCUACCAGGCUGUGCGGGACCAGGAGCCCGUCUGGAAAUUAGAGGAAAUGAGGACUAUGGAAUAUUUUCACUGGGAGGAAGAUGCAACUAUGAGGUGCUACUCUCCAUCUGAUGCUCUGAUGUAUGCAGUGGUGCAUAAUCACCUGCGCUACGCCCAGUAUUUACUGUCUCACUUCCCAGAGGAAGCCCUGAAGGUGCCAGGGAUCAAAUUCUGCUGCUGCCCUCCUUCUGCGCCCCACCUGGCCUUGGCGGUCACCUAUGACCGGAGAGACAUCUUGAUCAUGAUCAUUAAGAUCUCCCACAAGCUGCCGAGCCUCCACUCCUACAUCAAUAGGGCGAGCUGCUUCCAUCUGUCAGAUGGGAAGACCCCGCUCCACCUGGCCUGUGAGCUUCUGAGUGCAGAAACGGUCCUAAUCCUCCUAGGCAAUGGGGCGUCUCCAAAGAUCAUGGACCGCAAAGGGGAAUCCCCUCUGGAUAUCAUUUUGGAGCAGCUUUGGAGCUCGAAGGUCAACGUGGAGUCUAAGAAACUGUGCUUGUACUAUCUGCUGCUCUUUUCCCCUUCCCUGAACUACAAGAUGAGGAAAAUUCUGCAGGACAAUCCCAAAUUCUGGACUCCGUUGCUGGGGGAGGAUAAAUUUGAUUACCUGGUGGGGAACACACCUGCCACAUUGUACCUGACUGCCAUGCAGAAGGUCCUCCGGUGUCUAUCUCCUUCCCACUUCCCUCAGAGCAUCCUGGCUCUCCCUAUACCUCAUGCAUUAAAGCCCUUACCUAGACCAGAUUAAUUUCAGGCAUGGAUUGUGGCUCCUGGAGUAUCCGAUCACUGUCCCUCAUCCCCUACAACCCCCCACCCCCCCCCAUGUUCCUCUCCCCCCAUUCCCCUAAUAUGUUAAAUGCAUUGUAAUGUGCGCAGUCAAUUAAUCGCAACCACUGCAGACGUGUCACUAUUUGUCCACAGAAGGGCCUAUGGCUGUUAUAGCAUUAAUCAUCUUUAUAGGAGCAUAUUGACUAACAAGUAGAGGAUAAUUAGGCCUUGAUAAAAGAAAUUGAAUUGUUGUUUGCACAGGAGGCAAAGAUUGUCAAUGGCCAUACAGGUGGCGAUGAACCACAACUCCAAGCAUGCUCAGAUACUCCCAGUCCUGUCCAGCUAACAAGGAGUUACAGUCCAAUAGCAUCCGGAACGUCACGAGUACCUGACUCCUGUAUUUAAGGCGGAAAUUGACACCAAUUUUUUUAACCUCUUUAACUCUUGAAUCUUCUUUCAGCGCUGCCUGUACAUUGCAAAUUGCAAAGCAGCUGGUAAAAUGGUUUGCGCAUCAAUCUGCAUAUGAUAUGCACAUUGUAGAUUAUUAUUUGUGAAUACAGUAAAAUAUGUAAGUAAAGUAUAUACAGCAUAUAUAUAGAUAUAGACAUAUAUAUAUUUAUUGGGGGUAAAAUGAAAUCAAACAAUAUUUUAUAGCCAUCAAAGGGGCAUAGGGUAACCACAAUGGUUUUUUUUGUAUCUAAGUAUAUAUUUGCAUGUGUAGAUGUUGUGUUAUUGUUAAAGGAUGUACAGGCCUGCAUAUGUUAAUUCUAAUCAUAUACUGUAUAUAAGUUGUGUGUAUCUUCUCUUGUGCAUACAUAGUGCAAAAUAUUUAUAAAACCAACACUAGAAGGAAGCAAUGUAAAUAUAACAGGUAUAGGUGGUCUAUGUACUAAGCCUUGGAUAGAGAUAAAGUGGAUUGAGCUCAAGUACCAGCCAAUCAGCUUUAAACUGUCAUGUUAGCGGCUGUGUUUGAAAAAUGACAGUUAGGAGCUGGUUGGUUGGUACUUUGGGGGAUAUUUAAUAAAA
This is a messenger RNA of Pseudophryne corroboree (corroboree frog), 2328 nucleotides long. Its product is annotated as ankyrin repeat domain-containing protein 9-like. NCBI's taxonomy places the organism in Eukaryota, Metazoa, Chordata, Amphibia, Anura, Myobatrachidae. The transcript has a single exon. Bases 440 to 1282 code for a protein of 280 amino acids. The record is from RefSeq and is a predicted model, not a curated record. Gene Ontology annotation, molecular function: protein binding.